Messenger RNA from Ectocarpus sp. CCAP 1310/34, 1278 nucleotides. The record is from the annotation of a GenBank genome assembly. NCBI's taxonomy places the organism in Eukaryota, Phaeophyceae, Ectocarpales, Ectocarpaceae.
AUGUGUGAUGCCCUCUGCUUGCAUUCAUUGCAUCCCCCUCAGGAAAGCGACGAUGAAGACGUCGGCGACGCCGCUCGCAUGGCAGGAGCGGGGGUUGGAGAGCGACCGGGGGGGGGUGCCGCGGGUGCGAAGGGAGACGGGGUGGGCCACACGGCAAUGGUGGCGGACAUCCUGAAGGAGAAGGAGAAGGCGGAGAUGCGAGCCAAGGAGGCUGACGCGGAUUCUAAGGGGAGAGGGGACGGCCAGGUGUCGAUUUUUGUUCGCGGCACUGCUGCCAACGGGUUAGACAUUCGAUCUUCGGAAUGGGGGUCCAAGCUCGCUGGCGGGGGCGGCGGUGGUAGUGGAUACGGAGACGCAGAUGUUGCCAAGUUGAAGGAUGCUAUACAGACGCUCUGUCAGAGCACCCACCCACUAGGCAAGUGCAUGGACUUCGUUCACGAGGACCUGUCCCUCAUGUCUCAGGAGAUGGAUCGCUGGAGAGCUCUGUACAAGGUCAAGGCGGAUGCUCUUGAGUCCGAACGCGCAGCAACGGAGGCGUUUCUGCAGCCCUUGCAGUCACAGCUCAGAGAUCUCGAGGAUCAGCUGAAGGAGUCGUCGAUGAAGAUCGCCGGAGUGAAGGCGGGAAUCUCGGCCAACGACAAGAAGAUCAACAGCUUGCUCAAGAUGAUGGUCACCUCUUAGACUCUAGACAAUUUAGCAGAGACCCAAGAGCGAAAGUCAACAGUUUGUUCAAGAUAGUGGUUGCCACACUUCAUAGUCUUGCGGAGGAAGAAGGAGAAGCAGAAGAAGAAGUGAACAGCAGUCAGUCGUCUACUCGAUCGGAUGAAGGCCCCACGUGCUAGUACCCCUUCUAGAGAUGGUGCGUGUGUGUAGUGUGUUGGUGCAAGUGUUAUUGAAACGAGAGCCUCAAACAGGACGCAUAAAUGGGUGUAGGUCUAGUGUACGAAGUUUCUCGACAAAUGUUCGGGCAGUUUUGAGAAACACGUACAGUAUCUGUUAUCACCACUGGACCUACGCCCUUACCUCGAGGGAGGGGGAAACUCAAUCGCUCACUCGCUUGUGGCCUAUGGUGUUAUCACGACAAGGACAACGUAGGAGGGAGAGCCACAAAGAUCGUCGUGGCUAUCGACGUGUACGUAACGUCGGUGGUUGAUGACGUAGCUUGAGCGGUGAUUCGAUCCUUGUACGAGUGGGAGGUGUUUCGUUGCGGCAGACUAGACAUCGGAACAGCUUGUUCCCAAGCAGUCCCUGUUGCGCAGCAAGCAGUCGUACACGAGG